Durotheca rogersii is the source of this 3354-nucleotide messenger RNA. Its product is annotated as OPT-domain-containing protein. Bases 169 to 3333 code for a protein of 1054 amino acids. Gene Ontology annotation, molecular function: oligopeptide transmembrane transporter activity. Lineage: Eukaryota; Fungi; Ascomycota; Sordariomycetes; Xylariales; Xylariaceae. The record is from RefSeq and is a predicted model, not a curated record. The transcript is spliced from 2 exons. Gene Ontology annotation, biological process: transmembrane transport.
CCAAACCUGAACCAGGUGCUCUUUCCCGCGUGGGAUGGGAUGACAACGUGCCUACCUCCCGAUAAUACCUACCUGCCUGGCCCAACCGUACGUGCCUGCCUUGCCUGCUUGCGGACCAAUCCACACAGGAAGCAAGUAGGUACGUAGCACUUCUCUCUGCAGACUAAAAUGACAGCGCCUUCCUCAGGAGGCAGGGAUGGCGAUCCCCAUGAUCUCCGUCGUGGCCAGUCGCAGUCCUUCCCCCUGCGACCCAUCAACACCAGCACCACACCCGCUGCCACUGUCUCACUCUCCUCCGCCCUCUCUGGCGCUGAACGCGGCACCAGCUCCGCCCUACCCGCACACCCAGGCGAGCGAGACGGCCACCUGGACCCCACGCUGCCAACCUCCUCCCCUUCCCACCCUACAAAUAUUGCUGCCCUGCCGGGCUCCGCUGCUCGCCCUGCUGAAACCCCUUCUCCCUCUCCGCUCGGCACGAGCCAUGACUCCCACCACACCGACCUCGACUCCGACCCGAAUCCCGACCCUGGCGCCGACUGUCGAGCAUCGAGGAUCAUGUCGAACGCGCCCCUCCUACUCCGCUCCUCGCCCGGCUUUGGCACCGGGUCCUACGGCGCCGCCCCUAUCCAGCCCGAGAGCAAGGACUCGUCUAGCGACGGCGAUUCCGAAGCCACGUCGAGCCCUAACCAGGCUGCCGCCGAGCCUGACCGCGACGGGCUGCUCCAGUCCUUCGAUGCCGCCCAUUCGGCUCCCUUCAGAACUAGCAGCUCGUCUCUGAGUCGGAGGAGGAAGAGCCACUCACUGGACAUCGAGGGGCCCGCGAUAGCCGAAGGUCCCGAGGCCCGCUUCGGUGACAGCGAACCCGUUUUGGCGGGCGACCUGACCCCUGAUGCCAAGUCCGACGGCUCAACUGUCGACGAUGGCGACAACUCGGAGGACGUGGACGAAGGAGCCGAUCACGACCCCCCCGACAAUUCUCCCUACCCCCAAGUUCGCGCCUCCGUAUCUCCGAUCGACAACACGUCCUUGUCCAUCAACACCCCGCGCAUGUGGAUAUUGUCUACCCUCUUCUCUAUACUCGGUUCCUCCACCAAUCUCUUCUUUUCGUUAAGGUACCCUAGCGUCUCCAUUACCCCCGUCAUAGCAUUGCUCCUCGUUCACCCCCUCGGCCUCUUGUGGGACUAUUUCCUCAAACGACCGGACGACCCGCCCGAAGAAUUUGUCGCUGGCGUGCGGAUAGCUAGUCCGGUUCCUCCACCGGGCGAUUUCCAGGCGCCGCUACCCCUUAGAGAGAGGAGCCGUUCUCGACGUCUCCGGCUCUGGCUGGCCCAGGGACGGUGGAAUGAGAAGGAGCACAGUUGUGUCUAUGUGAGCAGUAAUGUGUCUUUUGGUUUUGCGUUCGCGACAGAUAUCAUCGUAGAGCAAACACAAUUCUACAAGCAAGACGCGAGUAUUGUUUACCAGCUGCUCCUCACGCUCUCGACCCAGAUCUUGGGCUAUGCUUUUGCUGGGUUGACGAGGCGCUUCCUCGUGCGCCCGGCCGGCAUGAUCUGGCCUGGCACCUUGAUGUCCGCCGCCAUGUUCACCACCUUGCAUAAGGAGGAGAACAAACCGGCGAACGGGUGGAGGAUCAGCAGGUGGAAGUUUUUUUUCGUCGUUUGGACGUCGUCGUUCGCCUUCUACUUCCUCCCCGGCCUGCUGAUGCCCGCGCUGAGCUAUUUCAACGUGAUCACCUGGUUUGCGCCCGAUAACGUCGUGGUUGCGAACUUGUUUGGGGUCGCCUCCGGCUUGGGCCUGUUCCCUCUCACGUUCGACUGGGCGCAGAUCGCGUACAUCGGAUCGCCCCUGCUGACGCCUUUUUGGGCCGCGAUGAAUGUUGUCGGCGGGUUGGUUAUAGUGAUGUGGAUUAUCGCGCCGAUUGGGUAUUACCUCAACCUAUUUUACUCGUCCUACAUGCCGAUUCUCUCGGCAUCCGUCUUCGACAACACCGGGAAAAUUUACGACGUUAGCCGAAUUCUAACGUCGGAAUUUGUCUUCGACAGAGAGGCAUACUCCAAGUACAGCCGCGUCUUUCUACCAAUCACCUAUGUACUUAGCUACGGACUCCAAUUCGCGGGGCUGGCGUCACUCCUCACGCACACUACCUGCUGGCAUGGUAAGGAUAUCUAUGUCCAAUGGAAACGCUCUCUGCAGGAGGUUGAGGACGAGGGGAGGCCGGUGUAUCAGCCUCUCGGGGGCGAAAGCAACGGGACAACCCCGCCCGGUGGCGGCCAUCCCAGGCUCACGAGGUCUAAUUCCACAUUUGACAACAUUUUGAGUCACGAGGAUGUCCACAAUCGUCUCAUGAGGAGAUACAAGGAUGCGCCAAUAACGUGGUACCUACUUACGUUCGUAUCCAUGACGUUGGUCGGUAUUUUUGUUGUUGAAUACUACCCGGUUCACCUGCCGUGGUACGGGCUACUUCUAGCUCUCGGAAUCUGCACCGUACUUUUUAUACCCAUCGGCAUAGUCAUGGCGGUGACGAACCAGCACAGCAGUAUCUACCUCAUCUGUCAACUCAUAUGCGGCGUCGUCUUCCCCGGAAAGCCGGUAGCCAACAUGGUUUUCGUUACCUACGGAUACAUUUCAUCCGCCCAGGGUAUUAAAUUCGCGGCAGACUUGAAACUGGGACAUUACAUGAAAAUCCCGCCGAGGUUGCUCUUUUCGGUGCAGAUGGUGGCAACCGUCAUUUCGUCCAUUACCCAAAUCCUCGUCCUCAAUUGGAUGUUCGUAAACGUGCCGGGGAUCUGCACGACUGAGGCCAUCAACGGCUUCACCUGUCCGCUCGCCCGAGUCCACUUCAACGGAUCCAUCCUGUGGGGUGUCGUCGGGCCGACGGAGUUCUUCGGGCCCAACGCGACCUACCGACCGCUAGUAUGGUGCUUCCUGAUAGGGGCCGUUGCUCCAAUCCCGCUGUGGCUGUACGGUCGCCAGCGGAAGAGCAGCCUCGUGCGAAAGAUCAACCUGCCCGUCCUCUUCGGGUCGCUGAGCUGGAUCCCGCCGGCGACGGGUCUCAACUUCUCGGUCUGGGCGGUGGUCUGCUACGUAUUCAACUACCUGAUCAAGAACCGCGCACAGGCGUGGUGGGCCAAGUACACGAUGACCCUCAGCGCCGCGCUCGAUUCGGGGUUGGCGUUCGGCAUCGUCGUGGUCUUCUUCGGCUUCAUCUACCCCGGGUGGAUGGACGGCUUCAGCUGGUGGGGGACUGAGAUCUACAAGAAGGGGUGCGACUGGCAGGCCUGCUCGUACAAUACGGUGCCGAACGGCAGCCAUUUCGGCCCGGAUACAUGGUAGAGCACGUCAUAAAAAAGAGGG